Phasianus colchicus (ring-necked pheasant) is the source of this 966-nucleotide messenger RNA. Lineage: Eukaryota; Metazoa; Chordata; Aves; Galliformes; Phasianidae. The record is from RefSeq and is a predicted model, not a curated record.
AGGAAGUUGACUUCUUCUUCAGCAGACUUGGCAUUCUUUCUCUGAGAGGGCAGGAGGUCAUCAUGAACUUCUUUGAUGACUGCGUACUGAAGGUGGAUGCGACGGGCAACAUGCUGCCUGCUCUUCUUGGGGACUCUGAGAUGCUGAAUAUGAUUGCGUUUAAAGGCAAAAACAACUUUACUCGAUGCAGUGAGGAUGGCUGCAUCAUCAUACCAAGAAUUGAAAUUGAGGGCUCAAAGACAUGCCGAGGUACGACUUCCCUCAAGCCCCAAAGACAGUCGCAGCCAUGGGGCGAGGGUGCCCGAAGAGUGAGCGUGUACGAUCCGGUGAUGAUGGCUCGGCGCAGGGCAUCACAAGUUGUGAUGACAGAGAAAAAACGCAAGGAGCAGGAGAAGAAAAAGCAGAGGGAUAGAUUCAGGUUCCUGGCAAAACUUCAGCAGGCGUAUGCUGAACAGCUGAAACAACCAAAACCUCCAGAUCAGGCAAAGCCCUCUGCCAGUGCAAAGCAGACCUCCAGAAUGGCAGCACGUUUGAAGCACACUCAGACUGAGGCAAGACGGCUCCAGGUGCUGAUGGCUUCCAAGCGCAAGGAGGUCGAAGCUGAAGUCCAGUGCCAGUACCAGGAGUGCACGCAGAGGCUGAGCUCAGAGAGAAGCCAGGUACAGUGUGCACUGACUGCCCUCAUGGAAAGGGCAGUUCCCCCCUGCUCCUCUCUUAGGGAGGCGAGCAGCUCAGGGCUUCCGGACACAGCAGCAUUGCUGUGGCCACCUGGCAAGGAAGCAUCUUCUGUCUGCCCACUGCCCUGCAAGUUGCUGUUUGAGAGAAGCUGCAGCAAAGAGCACAGGGCAAAGGCAGCAGCUGGUUGGGCAUGGGCACAUGAACAUUAAAGCAAGCCUGCGUGAGGCACCUGCCUCAGCUGAGGCAUCAGAGUCAGGUCACACACCUCCAGGCAGAAAAGACCAGUGC